UAUCUCGCUUUUCUCCUUGUUUAAUAUCUGUGACAAACACUCUGUUAUCGCAAGUGGUGCCGGUAGUUCAUUAUCUAGAAAAAUUGUUGACGUAUUGUACAUACUUAUGUCUCAAAUUUUAUGAAGUUUUGAAACGUUUUAUUCACUAUGUCCAAUCAGGGACUAGGAAGUUUUCAAACUCGGAAAGAAGCGUGGGAGUCGAUAAUUAAGCUAACGAGAACGAACCUAGAAUGGUUUAUCGAUCUGGGAACAUCCAAAUUUGAAGACAUUCUUCAGUCAGACAGUUUCAUUGAUAAGACAUUGCUGAUAAGAGAUGUUGUAAGGGUUACACAGUGUGUGGAUGUCCUUGUAACUGCCCCUCGAAAAUUCGGCAAAAGUGUAAACGCAGAUAUGAUUCGAUGCUUCUUAUCGAUCGAAGUUGACGAGAAAGGUGAUCCGAUACCGAGAUCGGAAGCGAAAAACUACAAGAUGUUCACCAGCCCAAUACCUAAAUCUACAGGUCGUAAACUACUGAUCGCAGAAGAUGAAGAAUUUGUAGACGAACACCUCGGGCAGUACCCUGUUAUAUUCGUCGAUUUCAAAUGCCCACCAGUACGCACGUUAGAGGAUACAAUUUCAGAAUGUAAACGUGUUAUACAUGAAAGCUUUUGCGAGCAUAAAUAUCUAUGUGAAAGUUCUAAACUUGACCCUGAUGAAAUAUGGUUCUGUAAAAAGUGGUGCUCGAAUACGGAGUAUCAAUCGUUCAAUAAAUCUGAAGUUGUCGUUGGUUUGAAGCUUUUAGCAGAGUUCCUGGCCAAGCAUUUCAGCUCCAAGUGUUUCGUCAUAGUAGACGAAUAUGAUUCCAUCUACACAUCGGCGAUGUUCGAAGUGGAAGAGCCCAUAUUGCGAAGAAUGACAGAGUUUUUCAUAUCUUGUUUGGACUUUGUUGCAAAUGGCAACAAAUUCGUAAAAAGCAAUUUUAUCACCGGUAUUUCUGAGAUGUGUAAGAAGGGCUCGGGCAAACUUAGAAAUAUAGUUUAUGGAAGCUUUCUUCCGAAUGUCGGAUUUGAGCAAUUCUAUGGUUUAACGAAUGAGGAAAUGGUACAUUUGAAAGAACGAAUGUCAAUCUCACAAGAAAAGUUGGCGUCAGUUUGACUUAAAUACAUUGAAAAUAAAUUAUUCUGUUCUCUUAUGGAA
Messenger RNA from Planococcus citri (citrus mealybug), 1176 nucleotides. RefSeq lists its product as uncharacterized. NCBI's taxonomy places the organism in Eukaryota, Metazoa, Arthropoda, Insecta, Hemiptera, Pseudococcidae. The record is from RefSeq and is a predicted model, not a curated record. The coding region runs from base 148 to 1134 and encodes 328 amino acids. The transcript has 3 exons.